Molecule: messenger RNA, 4000 nt
Organism: Neurospora tetrasperma FGSC 2508
Lineage: Eukaryota; Fungi; Ascomycota; Sordariomycetes; Sordariales; Sordariaceae
Exons: 2
Coding region: 1-3795 (1264 amino acids)
Molecular function (GO): protein binding
Source: RefSeq, a predicted model, not a curated record
AUGGCAACCGUCACCGUCGACGAGGGCAGACGCUCCUCUAUCGAGAAACCCACUCUUACGACACCCGGUCACCUUCACUCUUCGGGCCCGACAGCAUUUGAACGAUUACCAGACGAAAUCAUUCAGCAGAUCCUUCAAGCUGUCGAUGCCAAUGGCUUCGCUUCGCUGGUGCUGCUCAACGCAAAAUGGAGAAGCGUCGCUCAGCAGGCCCACCUAUACGCCUACCACUUAUCCAACUGUCCAUCCUACGCCUUGAGCCAUCACAAUGCCUCGCCUCCAACCGUUAGCGAUGAUGAUCUCCCCAGACUUCGAAAACUGUUCGCAAAGGAGGUCAAACGGAAUUUGUUCGAGGCGUACUUGCGUCCAAGGAAGACCAUCAUCAGGCUCAUAUCGAACUCGAUCAGCUCUUCAUCCGCGCCAGGCGGAGAUGGCAUCCAGUUCAGCCCGUCGCCAAAGGGCCACCACCUGCUAGCCUUCAACUCCUCCCGGAUACAUGUUAUUGAUGUUAGGCAACGAGACAUUGCCGUUACCAGAGAGUUCAAGAUUUUGCGCCGUCCUGCCGCCACAUGUAUCAACGAUGAGGGAACUGUGCUAGCAGUUCUGUUGACCGAGAUGCAAAUCGACAUCUACGAUCUCAAGUCAACACCUCCAAGACGAACCCAGUCACUGAUUUUGGACAACAGCCCUCGUGCGAUUGCCCUUUCACCAUGCGGCGGAGUUCUGGCAGCGGCUUACGAGGGUGGCAUUGAGGUCUCUUCACUGAAUCCCAACGCAACAUCAACCGAAAGAAGAGCCGUCAAAUGUGAGGCGGUCGAUUCAUUGACCUUUUCGUUCGACGGGACACAGAUUCUGGGUACUACGGUUCAUGCGCCACAGCCCAACACCGUAAUUCUGACCGCGCCCUACUACGACCCGGUUAGUUGUGCGGUGGAGGACGAUAUUAGUGUGUUAUGGACUACCUCAAUCCUCUUCCCCAACACGAGUCGCGAUUGCAGCCACGCUGUAUUGAUCCAGAAUGGAAAACACGAGGAGGCGGGAUGGACGUUCACGUACGACCGCAGUUACGAGAUCUUCAGGGCUGUGCGCAUCGAUGAUCUACGAAACGGCACAACAUACUUCACCGGGCCAAUACCGAACCCUACCUCGCAACCGAAACUGGUACCAUGUACUCUACCCGCAGCCUCUUACCAUGGCGAGCUCGUAUCGGCUGGCUUUCAAGGUAAGGACGUUUGGAUCUACGGCAUUCCCGAGGACCUGGAUGCAACACCCGAAACGUCCAGCACGGGCAAUGAAGGUACCUCGAACCCAAGUGCUCUGAACCGCCGCAACAGUCAACCGCCACCUCGAAAUGGCUCACGCACGCAGGAGAAUGAUCCAUCCAGAGUCCCCCAAUGGCAAGCGUUCGACAAGUUGCGCAACAAACUUAUCGCCGGACGCAAAAUCGGCCAUCUAGAAGGGGUGCAUAUGGUGAAGUGGGUUGGAGACUUUGAGGAUUCGUCGGUGAAGGAACGUAUGAUUAUCGGUGCUCGAGGAAUAACACCCACCAAGCCCAUCACGGAGGAUGAUGGAUUUGACUUUGUGGACGGUGGUCGGAUCACAGUGAUCGACUUCGAUUACAGUCUAGAGAACGGCUCUCCUGUCGAGGUUGUUAUCGAUGUGGGAUCCAAAGAGCCUGAGGUACUAGAGGAGGAACACCGAGAUAUCGAAGCUGAAGUCGCUAUUGUACGACGGAGAACGGUUAUGCAAAAUAGAGGGAAUCGUGGCGGUUUGAUGCGAGCUGCUACCAGCGCAGGAGCUGUUCCUCUUGUCCCAGCCCUUCCUUCUGCUUCGUCACUUGCCAGCCAGCCUUCGGCGUCAUUGCAGGAGGAUGAUGACCCUCUCGUACCUCGUCGUGUUGGAGCACUUCCUAUUCCCCGAAUUGAAGCACCUUUGAUAACCGAGGAUACCGAGGAAUUCGCGUCAAUCGAAGAGCAAGAGGCCUUGGAGUCACCAUACGCCCAUGCCAGCCCCCGAUCGGCUCCUACUCUCAGGCGUGCUGCCACUGCUGCUGCUGCCAAUCGUCGCUUACACCCGCAAGCUGCUGCUAGUGGCCCUGUUCAGUAUCGUCGUGCUGAUGGCCGAGCCGAACAUCCUCAUGAAAGCGACGCGGACAACUGGGUUCCUCCCCCACCUCCAUACCAAAAGGAGGAUCCUGGCGACUUGCCUGCUUUCCUACGCCAUGCUAUUCCGCCUGUUAUCCCCGCCACCAUGUCCUCGGCUCAAACAGACGAUUACCUGGAUCAAAUGCGCAGGCCAAAAUCGAUGUUGGAGGUACCUCAAAGUCACACAGCGAUACAAGUCCCACAGACAGGAUCCUCUAUCCCGCCUGUACCGUCCCUCUCUACCAUUCCACCAGUUCCUUCACUACCACAGCAAUUGUCGUCGUCUUUGAUACAGUAUCAUAGUGGCGGCAGUCUCACGCAUUUGCCACACCUGAUCCCGUACCAAGAACCACAAAGGCCAUCUUCCAGCGGCUCCCGAUAUGUGGGAGAUGAGAACAUUUACGACGUCUCUCCGCCUGAUUCACCCAAGAUGUCAGGGGUAAACCUAUCUACUGGCGGAAUUCAGGCGCGUAGCGUGAGCGAUAGUGGAAUAGUGAGCUCUCUUCAGGUGAACUUAGCGGCCUCAACCUCGGCGUCAUCUUCGCAACAGUCACACCUACCAUUAUCUCUCUUGCAGACAGACAUUGCACCUCCACAGCAGUCAGGGUUGCCAUUUGCUCUAUACCCCCACAACCCGUCACCACAUAUCGGUACUAUCAUGCCAACAGAGAGUGCAAGCAGUCCGGUAGUUAGGCGGCUUUCCAACGCUGGGACAUGGCCCUUGGUAUCCAAUCAGCCAAAAGCCCCAGUGACAGCACCAACUGACUUCCCACACUCGGCGCUUCCUGUAGAAAGGGGCGAAUACUAUCUGCCAGCCCCUAGCCAGGAUCAGUUGAGGCGUCUGAACAGCCGCUCGGGAGCUCCCCGGCGUCUUUCGGAGGGCUUCCACCCUCCACCCGACUUUCUCGGUGACGACUUCAACAACCGCUCUGCCUAUUCCCAGCCUGCAUCCCGCCGACCUUCAGCAGUCGAAGACGUGCCCCUAAUAGUCAGUACACCACAGGGUGUCUCAGGUGCCUUCGACCCGCCCGGUCGACACGCGUCCGGUCGUCGGGGCGACCCUCCCCUUCUGGCUCCCGUUCCACGCCAUCCGCGCCCGCAGACGCAAUCAGCCGUCAUCGGAAACCGUCCAACCGUUGAGCGGCUUGAAACCAUCUACAGCGUUGCGAGCAACGGUGCCAACUCGAACGCUGCUGGCGGCCCCGGUCUCGACAUCCCUACGGCAACUAGAUCCCUCUCGACAUCCACGAACGGCGCCACCCGCGCGACGAGCCUCAACAGACGACAGAGCCGAGCAGAGAGGAGCGCGGCUAAGAACAUUGCUGAUGCCAAGAAGAAGGGAUGGAUGGGUGGUCGAAGUCGGACCAAGAGCGUCAAGGAGAAGAAGGAGAAAAAGGUAAAAGGGAAAAAGCAGAAGCAUGGAGAUCAUUUGGAUGACGACGCGAGGAGUACGUGGACGGAUGUUACGUCACAUAGCUUUCUGCCAGGUGGUAUGAAAUUUGAGAGUAGUGAGCAGGCGGCACAGGCAGCCAGGGAGAGGGCAGAGAGAGCGGGAGCGAGGGAGAAUAAGAGAGAGAAGGGCAAGGGGAAGGGUAAAGGGAAGGAGAAGGAGGAAGGGGGGGAGAAGGGGGAUAAGAAGUGUGUUGUUAUGUGAUGCGAUCACGAAGUGAUGGACGUUUGUGUAUUUGGAAUGAUUGGAUUGGGUGGAAGUGGGCUUGGUAGUAGAGAUGAUGUUCGAUAUAGAUUUGGGCGUUUGACCUACACAGAAGUAAUUGCACAAGCUAAGUGGUAUUUCAUGAUCACUUAGUUUGUCGACUAUAUCAAAACUGUCCAUCGAUUAGAAUAACCGAUUUAACAUG